Molecule: messenger RNA, 1459 nt
Organism: Grammomys surdaster
Lineage: Eukaryota; Metazoa; Chordata; Mammalia; Rodentia; Muridae
Gene: Cracr2b
Product: calcium release activated channel regulator 2B
Exons: 10
Coding region: 67-1248 (393 amino acids)
Molecular function (GO): calcium ion binding
Source: RefSeq, a predicted model, not a curated record
GCGGCCCGCCUGCGGCAGGUGCGGCGGCGCGGCUCGCAGCACCUCCAAGAGCCAAGCCUUGCUCCUAUGGCCAGCCCUGGGCUGUCUGGAGCUGGGGAGGGCCAGGAAGAAGAGGAGACUACGGGGGUCUCAGCAAGGAAUGGAGCAGAGGUGCUGCAGCAAGCCCAGGAGCUCUUUCUACUGUGUGACAAAGAUGCCAAAGGCUUCAUCACUCGUCAGGAUUUGCAGGGUCUGCAGAGUGAUCUUCCCCUUACGCCUGAACAGCUGGAGGCUGUGUUUGAAAGUCUGGACCAGGCCCACACUGGCUUCCUCACAGCCCGGGAGUUCUGUCUAGGCCUAGGGAAGUUUGUGGGGGUGGAGUCGGCCCCAGGUGGGUCCCCCUUGAGGACUCCUGAGGAAACCUUUGAGUCGGGCACAGGGGGCUCUCUGGAAGAGGAGGACGAUAUUGAGACAUUCUACACUUCCUUGGAGAAGCUAGGAGUGGCCAGGGUCCUGGGCGAGCAAUGGGCCGUGAGGACACUGUGGGUCGGGCUGCAGCGCGAGCGACCCGAACUGUUGGGCUCUCUAGAGGAAGUUCUGAUGCGCGCGUCGGCCUGCCUGGAGGCGGCGGCCCGGGAACGCGAUGGUCUCGAGCAGGCGCUGCGGCGGCGGGAGAGUGAACACGAGAGGGAGGUGCGCGGACUGUACGAAGAGCUGGAGCAGCAGCUCCGGGAGCAGCGACACCGCGGGCAGAGCCAGAACCUACCCCGGGAGGAACAGAGGGGCCACCUGGAGCUGGAGCUGCAGACCCGUGAGCAGGAGUUGGAGCAUGCAGCUCUGAGGCAGCGGGAGCUGGAACAGCAGCUGCAGGCCCGGGCUGCAGAACAGCUAGAGGCACAGGCCCAGCACAUCCAGCUGCAGAGGGCCUAUGAGGCCAUCCGGGCACAGCUGGACCAGGCACAAGAGCAGCUCAGCAGACUGGAGGGCGAAGCACAGGGUCGUCAGGAGCAAACCCAGAGAGAUGUGGUUGCUGUCUCCAGGAACAUGCAGAAAGAGAAAAUCAGCCUCCUAAAGCAGCUGGAGCUGCUGAGGGAGCUGAAUCUGAGGCUUCGAGAUGAGAGAGACGCCUGUGAGACUAAGCUGCUGGGCAGUAGUCACAGGAAGGCUCUAGCUAUUACCCACAAGCCCGGACCCAUCUACUGCUGCUGCUGCUGUGGCUGGGCUCGGCCCCCCAGACGAGGCUCUGGCCAUCUUCCUAGUGCCCGAUGACCAGCCCCAAAUGACUCACUUCCUUAUCCAGAGGACUGCUCCUGGGAGGGACUGGUCUUGGGUGGCAGUUGCUUGCUAAGUAUGUGGCUCUACCCAGAAAGCACCUUAUGCCUGAAAGAACUAACCUCAGAGUGGUCAAGGUCUUCAGUCUUUAUCCUGUCUUCCUUAAUCUUUGUCUAAAGGACUAAUAAAGGCCACUGUAUACUGUGCA